Stylonychia lemnae is the source of this 3594-nucleotide messenger RNA. The record is from the annotation of a GenBank genome assembly. Lineage: Eukaryota; Ciliophora; Spirotrichea; Sporadotrichida; Oxytrichidae.
AUGAUUCUGUUCCGAUUAGGAGACUCCAAUCUUUUCUUAAUAUCAACUCUACUAUUGCUUUCUUUCACAUAAAUUGUAGGGGUUUAAGGAGUAACCAAUUAAUGCGACAGUUCCAUGAAGUUCUGCGAUGAUAAUGGCUACUUCGACCCAGUCAUUAGCUAGAGACUUUUUGAGGGAUCUAUUUCUCUUUUCCAAAGCGCAUUUUACAUUACUUUCGAAGAGACUAGAGAAAAUUUUCUGCAACCUAAUCCCGCAGGCUGUACUCUCUAAUCUUAAUAACAGAUAUCAGCUAUUUAGUAACUUGGAAAUAAUGAAAAUGAUUUUGAUGGCAAUGAUAAUCUUGAUUUAGUGCAUUACUAUUAAAACACUAACAGCCAAUCUGAAGAGCUUUAGACAUUUAUUGGAAACAUUAUUUCUUUCCAAAGAUGCUCCUACGUGUUCAACUUUGCAUACAACCCAUUGACUUAAUUCAAAAGCUAUCAGAUAAAAAAGUUCACAGUCUCAAUAGAAUAUGAUGAAGAAUUGGAAAGAAAAAGAACAGUUUUUAAUCUGAAGUACUCAUAAUAAUUUUAGCAAGAAAAAUACUAUUCAACUUUCAAAGAUUUUCCAUGUUAAGUUACUGAGUUCUACUAUCAUCCUGAUUUUAAUGGAAUUUUCUAUCUAUUGGAUGACAAUCACACUAUUAGUGUGAAAGUUGAUACAGGUUUCCCAACAGGAGGCGAUCCAUGCUAAUCAAAUCUAUUUACAGACAAAUCAAAGAUGAAUUAAUUUACUUUUAGUCUCAAAGAAUUCUCGGGUUCUUUCUAUUUAGGGGUACUUAAAAACUUUGUAUUCUUAAACAACACUCUAUUCUUAGUAACAUAUAGUAACAGAACUGCAAGUGAUCCUUACCCUACUAUUGACUCUAAGAUUUGGAGAGUUUCAAUUAGACCAGCAUUAGUCCAGAAAUUAGAUACCUAUCUUAUUACUACUGUAUACAAUGACACAAUUGACCAAUUAGCAGCAUUUGAAAUGAAUGGUCUAGUUUAUACUUAAAAAAACAAAAUGGGCUAUACAAUAACUUAUCUAAAUAAAACUACUUAUACUACUUCUAUUGGGUUGCCUACUAAUUAUGCCACAACAGUAUUUUGGAAAAUAUAUUAAGCAAGAGUAGAUAAUCAUAUGCACAGACCAGUAUGGGGAGUAAAUAAUACCAAUCCCUCCGCUAUAUCAAGAAUAACAACCACUACUGCUUAAGUCUUUAAUGAUAUUACAAAUAAUACAGAUUUCUAUAAUUUCACAGUUUAAUUUGGAAGAUAUCAUGCUUUAGUUCUUAAUCCUGGACUUUGUGGGGCACAAAGAGAUACAACUGACUAUAACAAUAUGAGAGCAUUCGUUAUUAAUCUGAGAAGAAUGGAAAUUGAAAAAUGUCUAACCUAGUCUCUUGUUGGUUGUGGUGAUGGUAUAUAUAAGAGUGCAAAUGAAGAAGAAUGUGAUGAUGGAAAUCUAAAUGAUGGAGAUGGCUGCUCAAGUAGCUGUAAGAUUGAAGAAUUCUACAAAUGUACCUAGGUAGAAGGAGCGAAGAGUGUUUGCACUCCAAUCAUUUGUAGCAAUGGUAAGAAAGAUACUGGUGAAGAAUGUGAUGAUGGAAAUCUAAUUGAUGGAGAUGGAUGCAAUUCUACUUGUAAGGAGGAGCUUGGUUGGAGUUGUGCUAACUUUUUCACAUGUUAAUAGAUGUGCGGGGAUGGGAAAAUAUACUAGCAAAAUAAAAAGCUUGCAAAUGGCAGUAAUUAUGAAUUCUACAGAGAGGAGUGUGAUCAAGUAGUAGGUUGCAAUAAUGAAACUUGCAAGGCUGAUCUCGGCUGGAACUGCACCCAGAAUUUAACAGAUCUUACAGCAAAAUGCACUUAGUUUUGUGGCAACAAGAAACAUGAGGAUUGGGAGGUAUGUGACGAUGGUAACAAUGUUGAUGGUGAUGGUUGCGCUAAAGGUUGCAUGCAAAUUGAAUUUCCAUUUAGAUGCCCAUUAGUGGGUAAAUGCUCAUCUAGUUGUGGAAAUCGACAAUUCGAGGGUCUUGAUCUUACAAUUGGCUACGACAAGGAGCUGUAAGGCGAAGAGUGCGAUGAUGGCAACAACAUCGAUGGAGACGGAUGUUCAGCUGCUUGCAAGAAAGAAGCAGGAUACACUUGUGUAAACAUCUUCUGGUAAUUAGUUUAUGAACUACCAAUAUUCUACUCGAAAUGUACUAAAGGCUCAAAUGGAGGUGAAGGUUCAUCGAAUGGAACUGGUACAUAUUAUAGGGAGAUUUUUACCACAACUGAGUUCAUUUUUGAUAAUCAUGCAGUCAACUUAAAAUAUAUAAGCGGAAAAUUCAGACUUAUCGAAACUGGAGAUAACGAGAAUGUUUAUGGGAUAAACUAUGCAUUAUACUAUGAUAAAAUCUAAUAGCCCAUUGAGUACAUUAAAAUAAAACUUCUUAAAAACGGAGCUGAUGAUUACUAUGAAGUAAAAAAUACUCCUUAUCCUGUUUAAUUCUUUUCAAUAUCAAACAAAUACGCUGGUUACCAAAGAGGUACAUUUGGAAAAUAUUUAAUCAAGAAUAUCAAUCAAACUUCAUUAAGUUUCAAUGCUUUGGUAAAGCAUAACCAGACUGAUAUUAGUUUUGACGAAAUAUAUCAAACAACUAGCCUAGAUUAUAAUCAAUACCUUGGCAGUCAUGAGGUAUGGUACUGGCCUUAUGCAAAUGCAACAAUAGCCAGAUACAUGGAUGGAAUGAAUUGGAAAGGUCUUGGAUUUAGUAAGAACAUUAUCUCAUUAGUCAAGAAUCCUGGUUAAUAUCCAGAUAGUGAAAGAAUUGAGGAUAGAUUCUAGAGACAAAUGACAAUGAGUGGAUAGAUCUAAUUGCCAAUCAUAUUCUACAAAUGGUUUAUUUUCGUCUAUGUGAGCACAUCUACUUCUUAAGGAGCACUAAGAGUCUACAAAUAUUUUGAAGAUAUAGAUUUUCUAAGCCCCUACAAUAAUGAAAUAGUUUUCUCUUCAACUAACACCAACUUUAGAUAAUAUUCCUUUGUCUUCUUCAACAAAAAUUUUGGAAUUACUCUCAAAUAAGCUAGCUCACCUGUUCUCUAUAGAUAUCUUGUAUCUUCAAUGACAACCACAAGUGCAUCUAAAUUUAAAGAUGGAGGAUUGGUGAAAUAAGGCUACUCAUUGUCAGAACUGGUUAUGAUUUAAAGAAGAUAAGAUCCAGAUAAUCCUGAAGAGGAGAGAGAUGUUUAUGGAUACUUCCCUUCUAUUCCAGAGAUCUAUAGAAUAACAGCCAAUGAUCAGUAAAAUACUCUAGAAGUUGUAGAAAAAAUUGCAAUCCCUGCUAUAAGUUAAAGUGCAUCAAAUGCACUCAACAAUGGACUCAUCGAUGUUGGCAAGUAUUUCAUUGCUGUUUAUUCAUCUGCUCAGUGUGGAGCUUAGCUAGGCUAUGCAAUAACUUCAUCUUCAGCUUACUUCUAUAGAUUUAGCACGAAGGAAUGGCUUUGCAUGAAUCUUAAUAAUCCAUAUGAUACAAAAGAAGUAUUUGCCUGGUCUACAACAGUAGAUUCCCCUAAUAACAAUCCUGGCUGA